Molecule: messenger RNA, 432 nt
Organism: Prunus armeniaca (apricot)
Lineage: Eukaryota; Viridiplantae; Streptophyta; Magnoliopsida; Rosales; Rosaceae
Source: the annotation of a GenBank genome assembly
AUGGAUGGAUUUGGAAAUGAUGUUAUUGCAGAGGAUCUUGCGGUCAGAGAUGCUGAUAGAUACUCAGAUGAUUUGCUGGUCAUUUCUGCUGGACAGCAUUUAAGAUCAUUGAGAAACGGCAUUUGUAAAUCAUUUGCUGAAGGUUGUUCAUCAUCUUCAAAACCUUGUAACCCUGAAACCUGUGAAAGAAGAUCCUCAGAGCCUACGGAAGAUACAAGAUCUGAAAUUGUUGACACUACCAUUACACGGUUUACAAUUUGCUUGGAGAUUGGCAAUUUCGUGUUGGAGAAGUUCUGUCGUUUGAGCUUCAUUUUUGCAUUUGUCAACCUGGCAUCUCGAGUACAGAAAACAUUGCAAGGUUCAUCUGACAAUAUUGGAUGGUUGCCGCGCACUCCUGGCAUGCCUGGUGUGGAGGAUGGUGCAGCACUUUAA